AUGUCCAGGUCAUCGAUGUCUUCAACACAAGCCCCAAGUAGUGGGCUUUUAACACGUACAGGAUCAAGUUAUGAGGGAGAUAUAGAAAGCUUGGCCUUAACUGAUUCAGAAAUAGAAAACUGCAGCGUUCAUUCCGUUUACUACAGCGAGUCAUGGCCUUCCCCCGCGUUUCCAAUUAUUUCAACUGGGAGAUCAAGCUCUGCUACUUUAGCCGAAGAAUCGUCGUCAUUAUUUGAAUCCGAAUAUGAUACUGAAAUAUCGAGUUCUGACACGAGCGCUGUAAUUUAUACCGACAAUGAUUUUUGUCGAGUACAAAGGACUGUGGGAGACAGACGUGCUGAGUCAGCCUUUGCCACUGAGGGCAACAAAAGGUGUAAAUGGGAAACUGAUGGUGCUAGCGAUUCUAGAAUCAAUACAGCACAUUACUCAGCUCCUUCUUUGUAUAAUGCUAAACCGAUACCCAAUGAGGCGUCAAAUUUGAGAUUUAGUGUUAAUGCAGAUGAUUUCAGUCAAGAGCUGUACCAGUCUAACGCAAGUCAACAAGACUGUAAGCAUGAAGAUAUCUUAACGAAAUUCCAGGCCAUGGAUUUCGAGAAUGGGGCACAGGCGAGAAACUCCCUUCAUAAAAAUCAGGAAAACAAUGAAUGCUCAUGAAUUAAAAGCGCUUCAUCCUUGUAAGUCAGUUGAUGACGGUCAUUUCAAUGAAGUUGGCUCGGAGGACAAGUUAAAUACUCCGGAAACAACUUUACAGGAGUCGGAAUUGGCAGAACACGAUAUCAUUGAAAAAAAAAGAUUUCUGAGAAAAAAUUUCAGUUCAGUUCUUAAAGAAGCAAGGAAGUCCGUGCGAGAAGCUCGCGGGAAUUUGAGUACGCAUGAGAUGAAAUUAAGAAGCAAACGAGCUACGAGUAAAUAUCCUCAAGUAAGAGAACCCAGAUUAACAGUAAAGGCUGAUUCAAACAAAGAAGGAAGUUUUGAGAAUUCCGUUAAGUGGGUGGUAACCAGGCCGUACGUUAACCCAAGAAGUAAAAAGUUCAUUAAACAACGCAAAAAGCAAGAUGCUAUUGAACUCGAAAGGAGGAGAGCAGAGCUAUUGAUAAUGGAAUUGAAGGGAUUAAAUUUACACGAACAAGCUGGAAAUGUAAAGAGUGCGUUGGCCUUUAAGGACAAAAAGGAGAAAGACUACGAUGAUCAACUCGAUGCAAAGAGGGAGGAUAUUAAAAAGAAGAAAAGUAUUGAAGCAUGUCACUUGAAGGAGGAAAUGAAGAGGAAACGCUUAGAAGAGAUCAGGAGAAAAGAGGAGGAGAGGAAAGAGAAAGAGGAUUUCGAAAGGAAAAAAAGAAUCGAAGAAGCAAAGAUAAGAAGAGAGAAAAAUCGAAUGCUAUGGGAAAGCUAUAACGCGGUUGUCCUUGCAAAUUCCGUUAGUAGAUCGUUCACUUUUUCUUAUUUUCCAAAGCUUCGCCCUCAGCCUUUGGAAAGGCCACAAACGGAGCCUCAAAAGAAAAGUCACUCAGAAAAUCACGUUGAUAAAUGCCAUCGGUGA
Molecule: messenger RNA, 1540 nt
Organism: Porites lobata
Lineage: Eukaryota; Metazoa; Cnidaria; Anthozoa; Scleractinia; Poritidae
Source: the annotation of a GenBank genome assembly